Austrofundulus limnaeus is the source of this 2499-nucleotide messenger RNA. Its product is annotated as protein FAM53B. Gene Ontology annotation, cellular component: nucleus. The record is from RefSeq and is a predicted model, not a curated record. The coding region runs from base 340 to 1683 and encodes 447 amino acids. The transcript is spliced from 6 exons. Gene Ontology annotation, biological process: protein import into nucleus; positive regulation of canonical Wnt signaling pathway. NCBI's taxonomy places the organism in Eukaryota, Metazoa, Chordata, Actinopteri, Cyprinodontiformes, Rivulidae.
AGCAGCAGUUCAGCUCCCCGCAGUUCUGCUCAGUCCUACAGAGAGGACACCCACUGCUGCCACUGCGAGAAAUGUUUUUCCUGAAGAUGGAAGAGUUUGCUGAAUCUGAUGUGGCAUGUUCGUACGAACCCUUCGUAUGAACAAAAAGAUAAGGCGACGAAUGAGCAGAAACCCCCUCCUGCCGCCRUUGUCCUCGCUCACACCGUUCCUCAGAUGGGAGGUCACCAACUACCGUUCUGCUUUGCCCAAAUGUGCCCUCGCCGCUCCGCGCCUGUGUAACAUGGCUGCCCAUGGCCGUUUCCUGUACGUGAACACCUCGGAGCGGAGCUACUUGUUACGAUGGUGAUCAUUUUCUCAAAAACACUGGAAAAGAAGAAGGGUGUCCGUGAUGUAACGUCCAAGAGCAUCGAAAGACAGAMGAGUGAUCUCCACACCAUGAGCAGAGGGACCACCCUCUUCUCCUGUGGAACUGUGGAAGCAGAUGGAUGGUUCGACCUGGGGCGAAGCUGUGCCGUCCAGCAGAAAUCUCCGUGCCAGUCUGAUUCCAGUCUGGAGAGCUUGUGGGAUGUGAUGCCUGAACCUGGGAGCCAACUGUGGACCAAGGAACCAGGCAGCACCACUGCUAUCACCAGCCUGAUAAGAGAUCUGACUCUGAGCAACAGCAGCCCGAUCAGCACCCACGGGACGUCCACCACGGCACAUUACUCUACCACCGCCGCCAGUCAAGCUCCUGCAGCACCGCCAAGCAAACGUCAGUGCCGCUCCCUGUCGUUUUCCGAUGAAUUCAGUGGGUUCCGCUCGUCUUGGAGACCCCAAGGCUCCCGAGUGUGGACGUCCGUGGAGAAACGUAGGUGCCACAGUGGAGGAAGUGUCCGAGCAGGAGGGGCGGGCCAUUUCCCCAUCAUGCAGCGCAGCUCCAGCUUCAGUUUACCUUCGCRCUCUAGCCUCCCUUCAGAUGGAAUGGUGGACCUGCAAUUCUUCAACCAGCAACUGCCUCUCCACCCUCAGUUCACCGCCUCGCCAGUAUCCCCUACCUCUCCUUUCUCACAGCACCUUCAUCACUGCCACAAUCAGGUCUUCCUCAGGCCUCUGUCGCUUUCCCACGAGCAGAUCAGUCCGACSGAGCUCCAGAAGGAGGAAUCAUCGGAGGCCAGCUCUCCAGACUCCACGCCAGAGCUGAGGAGACGCUCUGAAAGGAGGGGUGCGGGGAAAGGGUGCCUGUCUCGGAGCAAAUCUCAGCCUUGUGUGCUGAACGACAAAAAGAUUGCUAUGAAGCGCCGAAGACCAGAGGAUGCCCAGGAGCAGCGUCCCUCCCUGGACUUGGCAAAGAUGACUCAGAAACUUCAGACCUUUCAAAGCCUGAGCUGGCCUGGAUUCUCAGCCUCCGACAGCUUCCAGUCAAGCCUGCCUUCCUUCGAUGCUGCCAGCCAAUCGGAGWCAGCCUUCACGGCUGUGUCCAAGCUGGGACUAGAAUCGCGAGAAAAGGUGAUAGAUGACGAAGAGGAGGAUUCCUCCUAYGAGGAAGUGGAUAGUGAUUCUGCUUACAGCGUGGACUCGCGGCCUGGGUCUCCUGCGUGCAUUGCGGACACCAAACGCACCCUCUGGAAGGGUGACCGUGGAACACAGAAGGAUAUUUUCCAGCUUGGGGGAGAGCUGGACCUUGACCAGAUUGAAAGAAACUGAACAUUUUAAAGAGAUUUUAAAAGACUGCGUGAACGUUUGUUAUAGAAAGUCACAUCUGAUGAACCAAGAAGUGACUAUUAAUGUGUCCUGUAGGGAAACGAAUGUUUAGUUUUGAAAGGGAACAAUGUUAAAAAAGACUGAGAAAGUACGUCAYGAAAAGUUGCCUUCUUAAUGACACAUAUGCAUUUGAACACUCUUUUUUUUUUUUUUGCUUUAAUCAAAAAGCAGUAACCUUAGUUGUUUAUGUUUUUGAAUUCAGCGUUUGCCUUUUCUCAGGAGUGGAAAAGUGAGACUGUCUUAAAAAAAAAUCCCAGCCCUCACUGUUUUUUUAACCUGGURACCUUUCCAAAAUCAGCUCACCUUAGGUUUUAUAGUACUGUAGCAUUAGCUGUGAUCUCAUUUAUUUAGCUCCAGUUUUCAUUUUUCAGAGUAAUUAGAAGUUGGGGUAAAAAAAUUACACACAUGUAUGUAUAUUUACAGAGUUUAGUUUGGCCUUUCCUCAUCUUUUGUGCACACAUAAAUCUUUUUGUCUGAAUGUAGGCUCAAUAAGCUUUAUGAAGAGUUUUUAAAAAAGUGCCUUCUUUUGAAUGCRCGUUCUUGUAGUCCUCAAGAACCCUGCCUCACUGAAAGCCACUGUCUCUGAUGUUCAUAUGCAAGUUGUAUGUUUGAACCAAACACUGAAUCUCUUUCGUGUUCAAAUGGCAGUGUGUAUUUUUUCUACAGAACAGAAUUUUUGAUGCGCUGUUUGUUGAUGAAGCGAGAUUGCGAAGCCUUUCCUCUGACAAAAUGGAAAUAAAUUCACAACCUGCAUCUACA